AUGUAUGUUAAACCAAAAACAGUCAUCGUGUUGUAUCUUUCGCAUACAGGUGAGCCACUCGUCGAAUGUGGAAAUCAGCAUAUCCGAUUUGUUGCUCAGACAGCAAAACCGUUUCGAGGCAAAGUGUUCGUGAAAGGCGAGUACUCAAACAGCGAAUGCGUUCGAACUUAUGGCGAUGGAGAAGAAGCUGACUCUUCCAGACAAGGAAGUACGCCUAAUUUUGCACAGAAAGAGAAGAGCUCAGUGGAUGCUGGCUCGCAGAACUUUUCCGACUCACUAAACGCCGCAGCAGAAGAAAGUGAAAAUGUUUCAACGACGUCUUCACCAUUAGCAGCAGCACAAUUUACUUCCACAACGAGGGAUCGAGGGUUUGGCAGCACCAAAAGUCCGCCAAUAAAUAAAAUCCAGAAAACGCCCGAUGCUUUGACGUUCGAGGGCGAGACGUCUGAAUUCGAAAAUGCUGUUGCUCUCACGAAUGAACAACGGCAUACGGCAACGUAUGAUAUUCGUGUAACAGAAAAAACAGGAAGAAAGACUGGUGAAGUGUUAGCUGGCCUGAGCUCCAACAAAGAAAAAUCUGCUUUGGCUAGCAACAGUGCUUCCAGUUCUAUUUACAGUAAUGAUUCAGUGGCCAAUCAUGGAUCUCAGUCUCAGGUGCUGAAAAGCGAAACAUCUUUUGAUGCCAUUAAUGCAAAAGCGGGAAGAAAUCUAAGCACAUUGGUACUUGGAAAAACAGAAAGUGCAAAAGUGGAAAAUACCAAAUUGAUCGGAGCAUUUGAAAACAGCAAUUUUGAGACCAGAGAACUGAAUGACGUUCGCGCCAGGACUAACCUAUCAAUUCUGAAACAAAAUAUGCAAAAUGAGCAGGGAGGUACCAUGCAUCAUCAGUCAAUAGCAAGUAGUGGAAAAUCGAGCACUCCAAAAUCCUUGGAUUCGAGCGCGCUGCAUAAAUUUGGCAGUUCCAUGUUCAUGCCAACAACUGGAAAUCCGCAAUGUCCGCCGUGCCCUGUAUGUCAAGAUUCACCAAAUAUCAGGAGGCAACGCGAAACUUCCGAGACUACUGCCGACCUGAAUGUGAAACUUGGCAGCUGCAAUGCGAAACAUGAACAUCGGGUAAGCUAA
Messenger RNA from Gongylonema pulchrum, 1122 nucleotides. Lineage: Eukaryota; Metazoa; Nematoda; Chromadorea; Rhabditida; Gongylonematidae. The record is from the annotation of a GenBank genome assembly.